AUGCCAACUGUCGCCAAGGCAUUCUUUGAGACAAUUCUUUACUUUGUCAAUAACACGUCAAAUAUUAGCCUGACCCUAGUCCGAGUUGUCAUUCACCCCUCCAAUGAUACAGUGAUACAGGCAUUUGAGACUGUGAAGACCAACUUUGCUCAGGAACUUACCAUCGCCAGCUCUCUAGACAAAGUUCCAGUGUCUCAAGUUAAACCGCAACCACAACCUCAGGCAUCCAAUGUUGCGGUGGAGGUUUCCCAAAUAACAGGGGACAUUGAAAAACAAACAACUGAUGUGAUCGUCAACACAACCAACCCAGGUCUGAAUCUGGCAGACGGGGUAGUGUCCAAGGUCAUGCUGGAAGCAGCUGGUGAUGACCUUCAGGAUGAAUGUAAAACAAAGUAUCCCUCAGGGGUCAAGGCCGGUGAAGUAGCAGUGACAGGGGGCGGUAAUUUGUCCUGCAAGCAGGUGUAUCAUAUCACACUGACAGAUUGCUGGAGUAGUGAUCAGCCAGGGACUGAAAAGCUGCUGAGGGGCACUAUAUUAAAGUGCCUGAAGACGGCCGACGACGCCGGACUGACCAGUCUCAGUUUCCCGGCCCUUGGAACAGGGAAGCUGAAGUAUGACCCAGCGCGUGUGGCCGAACUGAUGUACAGCGUCUGUCUCAGCUUCAGGUCCAAAGGACUGAAUAAGGUCAUCCUCGUGAUGCAUGCCAGCUCCCCUGGAGUCAAGCAGGCAUUUGAGACUGUGAAGACCAACUUUGCUCAGGAACUUACCAUCGCCAGCUCUCUAAACAAAGUUCCAGUGCCUCAAGUUAAACCGCAACCACAACCUCAGGCAUCCAAUGUUGCGGUGGUGGUUUCCCAAAUAACAGGGGACAUUGAAAAACAAACAACUGAUGUGAUCGUCAACACAACCAACCCAGGUCUGAAUCUGGCAGACGGGGUAGUGUCCAAGGUCAUGCUGGAAGCAGCUGGUGAUGACCUUCAGGAUGAAUGUAAAACAAAGUAUCCCUCAGGGGUCAAGGCCGGUGAAGUAGCAGUGACAGGGGGCGGUAAUUUGUCCUGCAAGCAGGUGUAUCAUAUCACGCUGACAGAUGGUUGGAGUAGUGAUCAGCCAGGGACUGAAAAGGUAUGCUGUUAUUACAGAAGGAUUGGCAUGUCUGCAUGCCUGAAGACGGCCGACGACGCCGGACUCACCAGUCUCAGUUUCCCGGCCCUUGGAACAGGGAAGCUGAAGUAUGACCCAGCGCGUGUGGCCGAGCUGAUGUACAGCGUCUGUCUCAGCUUCAGGUCCAAAGGACUGAAUAAGGUCAUCCUCGUGAUGCAUGCUAGCUCCCCUGGAGUCAAGCAGGUACAAUCACUCAUAGUCCACUUACUAUAG
This is a messenger RNA of Haliotis rubra (blacklip abalone), 1374 nucleotides long. RefSeq names its product protein mono-ADP-ribosyltransferase PARP9-like. The coding region runs from base 1 to 1374 and encodes 457 amino acids. NCBI's taxonomy places the organism in Eukaryota, Metazoa, Mollusca, Gastropoda, Lepetellida, Haliotidae. Gene Ontology annotation, cellular component: cytoplasm; nucleus. Gene Ontology annotation, molecular function: transcription corepressor activity. Gene Ontology annotation, biological process: negative regulation of gene expression. The transcript is spliced from 10 exons. The record is from RefSeq and is a predicted model, not a curated record.